UAAAAGCGAAUGCCUGGAGAGAGAGAGAGAGAGAGAGAGAGAGAGAGAGAGAGAGAGAGAGAGAGAGAGAGAGAGAGAGAGAGAGAGAGAGAGAGAGAGAGAGAGAGAGAGAGAGAGAGAGAGAGAGAGAGAUUGAGAGAGAGAGAGAGAGAGAGAGAGAGAGAGAGAGAGAGAGAGAUUGAGAGAGAGAGAGAGAGAGAAAGAGAGAGAGAGAGAGAGAGAGAGAGAGAGAGAGAGAGAGAGAGAGAGAGAGAGAGAGAGAGAGAGAGAGAGAGAGAGAGAAAAUGCAGUUGUUAUGUGAGGAGGCUGCCACGGCAGCGCGUCGAGACCACCGCGGCAGUACGACGCGGCCGGCGGCACGACGACGCCGCCACAGCAGCACAACGAGGCUGCCAUGGCAACGCGAGAGAGAGAGAGAGAGAGAGAGAGAGAGAGAGAGAGAGAGAGAGAGAGAGAGAGAGAGAGAGAGAGAGAGAGAGAGAGAGAGAGAGAGAGAGAAGAGAGAGAGAGAGAGAGAGAGAGAGAGAGAGAGAGAGAGAGAGAGAGAGAGAGAGAGAGAGAGAGAGAGAGAGAGGAGUGCACGGCGGAAGCCAAAUAAGAAGUUCCAGCAGGUUGAACCUGCUUUGAUACCAUGUUGAAGUAGCUAGGUAGGAGGA
Closterium sp. NIES-67 is the source of this 656-nucleotide messenger RNA. The record is from the annotation of a GenBank genome assembly. NCBI's taxonomy places the organism in Eukaryota, Viridiplantae, Streptophyta, Zygnematophyceae, Desmidiales, Closteriaceae.